Pantherophis guttatus is the source of this 2698-nucleotide messenger RNA. RefSeq names its product aquaporin-12-like. Gene Ontology annotation, biological process: transmembrane transport. The record is from RefSeq and is a predicted model, not a curated record. Gene Ontology annotation, molecular function: channel activity. Gene Ontology annotation, cellular component: membrane; cytoplasm. NCBI's taxonomy places the organism in Eukaryota, Metazoa, Chordata, Lepidosauria, Squamata, Colubridae.
GUAAGAAAAGCCAUUAUCUCUAGACAGUUAUUGAGAUAGAAUAAGCUUUUGAAUUCAAGAAUCUCGACUGCUUUGCCCUUGGAGUCACCUGCUGGUUUCACUGGAUUCUGAACCAAUUCCAAGCUGCGGCUUAUUAAUGUUUUUUUCUUAAGAGGAAAAGGCUUAGGUGGGGUUUCUAGGGAUGGAAAAAGACAAGUGGGGUUUACUGGAAAAGAAGACCAAAGGUGAAAUUCUGGUUAGAGCAGUUGCAAAGUGAUAAGGGAGCAACAUUCUAUCUGAGCCAAUUCCUUCAUGGUUCGUUUUCCCAGAUAUUUCUGUGAUCCUAUUAACCUGGUACCUAUCAAACUAUGCCACGUUUGCUUAAAUAUGCUUUUAAGGAAAGACAAAUAGUUUCUCCUCCCUUCUCUUUCAUGCAGUGAAGAUUUUUUUUUUUUUAGUUAGAACAUACUACCUCUCCAGUGUAUUUCUCAGAAUGUCUGGACUGAAUGUCUCAAUCAUUUUUUUCUUCUCAGUUGUAACUCUUUGUGAAUUUGCUAGGCGAUUCUUCAAGAGAAUUUUUCCAUCUAAGGUGUAUUUUUGUUUUGCUGGUGAAUUAGCCAGUUCCUUCCAGAUAUGUGCUUGCUACCUUGAAUUGAAGAUGCUAAGGGAGAUUGGCCCAUGGGGUGGUGGCUUUGGCCCAGAUGUGAGCCUGACUCUCUUAUUCGUAAUCUUCUUAGCUCAUGGUGCCUCUUUUGAUGGAACUGCUGCCAACCCUGUAGCCUCACUUCAGGAAUUUCUAGCUUUGGAUUGUUCUUUUGUAGGCAGUAUUGUUAAAAUUUUGGCUCAGUUUCUAGGGAUGGAAGCAGCUUGUGUUUUUACCAAGAAGUAUUGGUCCAAGGAAUUUACUCACUUCCAUAUGAUCCAGAACUUAAUGGCCCAGGAUUGCAGCUCAUCUCUCAAUACUUCUAUCUCCCAAGGCAUUUUUGUAGAAGGCAUGGGUUCCUUUCUUUUCCAGUUAAUUAUUCUCAAGCUUCACACCUGCUCUCCCAUGUACAGAGUUCCUAUUGUGGCGCUCAGUAUCACUGCCUUGACCUAUACAGCUGCACCUGUCACAGGUGCCUUUUUUAACCCUGCCUUGGCUUCUGCUGUGACCUUUUCCUGCUCGGGAAACAGUUUACUGGAGUAUAUGCAAGUUUAUUGGCUGGCACCCAUCUCAGGAAUGCUGUUAGCCCUCUUUGUAUAUCAAGGAAAUAUUCCACGCUUCUUCCAGACAAACCUGCUUUAUAGUCAAAAGAAAAAAUACAGAAUAUUUAAAGGGAAAGUAACGUCAAACUCUGUUGUUGAAGAGAGGCAGACAAAAACAGAGAAGAAGAACAGCAGUUCUGGACUGAUUAACUGAACAGAGCAAAAAGGAUUAACAUUGCUGGAUGGGAGGCAAAAGCUACUUUUCUGUGUAAAUGGCAAAUGAGGCUUAGAAAGAGCAGUUCACAUGAUGUUAUGCUGUUCCCCAAACUGGGACCUUCAAAUUUGUCAAAUUUUUCAAAUUUCAACUCUCAUAAUUUCUAGCCAGCAUGAAACGUGUACUAUGACUUUUAAUUGUGAGAGUUCUAGCCCAAAAUAUUAACCAGCAGAAAGUUGAUGAAAAGUGUACUAUUCAUGUACGAUGCACAAAAUAACAGCCUUUUGCCAAUUGUUACAAAGGCAUGCAUUCAUUAUUCUAAUAGGACUUUAAUGCUAUUUUAUGUUUAGGCCAUUAUCUGAGGAAAGUGGCUAUUCCUAGGUAGCAGAGAUGUUCUUCAAACUAUGGUAUGCUUUUGAACAGAUAAAUAUCUUUAUGGUAUGGCUUGAAAUGAAUAGUGAAAUUUGAACAAAUGUAUUAAUAUAUGUUUGAUGUGGAAUUGCAUUUGUGAUUUCCUAUGAAAAAGUAAAAUGUUACAUGAGAUAAAAUGUAAUAUGGCCCUUCUUUUCAGGCUCUUCUUGAAAUUUAAUUAAUACAAGCAGCAAUCUGGGUUUUUUUAAUGCAGUUAUCCCUAUCUAAUGCUCACAAUAAUUUGGCUAUCAUUUCUGAUUUCUUGUUAUGCGCAUUUCUGAUAUGCGCAUAAUAAGCAUAUAGAAUACAAUUGUGCCAUAUUCUCCAAGGUCCUCUUUUGGUGACGUAUGAAAUAUCCUUAGUCAAAUGUUAAUCCUUAGUCAAAUGUUAAUCUUAAUCCUUAGUCAAACAAUACAGUGAUAAAAGAUACCCGGAGCUGAGUGGUACAGUACUGGGAUUCAAUUUCGGUCUCUACCAAUUCGCUCGUGGGUGCGCUCACACAUGCGCACGCCACUUCUGCAGAUGCGCAGAGACGUCCAGGUGGGUGGGUGGGCAGAGCCUCCUGCCACUGUCGGUUCGCUUGAUCCGUGGCGAACCGGUAGCAACCCACCACUGGAAUGGUAUUGCUUUCAGAGAAUCUGGCUUCCCAUUAAGUUUGCUUGGCAGAAUGCUGCAAAAGGGGAUCACAUGAUCGCAGGGCACUGCAAUCAUCAUAAAUAUGAGUCAACUGCGAAGCAAAUGUAUUCUAAUCACGUGACCAUGGGGAUGCUGCAAUGGUCAUAAGUGUGAAAACAGUCAUAAAUCACUUUUUUUCAGUGCCAUUGUAAUUUCAGUCAUUAAAUGAACUGUUGUAAAUCAGGGAUUACCUGUAAAUGUUUUAAAUAAGUAAAUAAAAACUGAGUUAAAAUA